CUUGUAUGUUUUUUUUGAGAAUAAUUUUCCGAAGAUCUGGACAAUCUGUCUGACAACAUUUAUUUGGGUCUGCUUGUUGAAACUAACGGGAUCAUGUGUUUUGAUUGCAAUUCACAAAUUUGAUUAACAGUAAAAGUAAAUGUUAGUGACCUUUUUAGUCGGAAUUUUCAGAGUGAUCCGGGCCUCAUACCAUUACCACAUUUUUAGUCGGAAGUUGUAGUGUUUCGUUGGUGAGCGAUCGAGAACAUUACCGAGGCAAAUACGUGUAAAAGGAAAAUGGAGAAGCGAAACGAGAGAGUAGUAUCAGAGCUACAAUGAAUUGAGAGAUGAAACAAAAAGCAAAAGGGAACUUCAAAUUCUUUCGUGCUAUACGUACUCGCCUCUUAUGAAGUACCUACAUGGAAGAUGAUCCUCAAUGUUGUAUAUUUAUAGUAUGGUUUAAUUAUGUUUAAGUUUCUUGGAUUCCCCACUUAUGAUUAUACUUACAGAGUAGUACUAAUAUCAGAUGACACCAGGGUUUCAUAUAUGAUAAAUGUGCUCUUGCGAAAAUGACACCUCCUAAGAGGUGUGUAGCUUGUAAGCCCAGUUGACGUGUGGCUGACGAGAGGCCUGGGUGCUCGCGUGUGGCUCAGCAAAGACGUGGCAGUCAACGCGUAACUCAGGAGGAGCAAAGCCGCUGAGUUAUAAUUUCGCCAGGCUGACGCACGUAGCGUUCUAGCUGGAGUGCUGGCAAUAGAUAUCAUUGGCACGACUUCCGGAACUGGGUGAAAUUGUGACUGCAAACCACCAGCGAAGAUGGCGGCCACAUUCGAGCAAAAGUACCAGAAGGUGGACAGGACACCACUAGGAGAGGGAACGUAUGGGGAAGUUUACAAGGUACUUUAAUCCUUGUCGACAUUGUCUACUGAGCGACCUCACCUUUUUUCUCUAUACACGUCGUUAAUCAACAUCUUCACCUCACUCCCCUUCACAAGGUAAAAAAUGCGGAGACUGGCGAAAUAUUGGCGAUGAAGAGGAUGAAGCUUCAGGAUGAGGAGGAGGGCGUUCCAUCUACGGCAAUAAGGGAAGUUGCGAUAUUGAAAGAACUGCAUCAUCCAAACGUGGUGAAGUUGUUGGACGUCUGCUGUACGCAGAAUAAGCUCCUCCUCAUAUUCGAAUACGUGGAAAGCGAUUUGAAAAAGUACUUUUAGCUAAUUUCUUCGGGAGUUUGGAUAUAUGACCAGGAUAAACAGGGUAAUGUAGGAAAAGAUAUAAAUUCAGAUUUUUGAUUUUUUAACUGGUUUAACUAGUUACUUAAGUAGCUAGGUUAAUAGAUGGACUUGAAGAAGUACUCUGUCUACUAGUAGAUGUUAGUGUCUUUGAAUCCAUACCUGGAGAUCGAUUUGAAAAUAAGAUACUUUCAUCUCUAUGUAUCACCUUUCGUUUAUAACAACAGGUACAUGAGAAAAAACGGUUCAGGCCCAUUGCCUCCUGAUACUGCGAAAAGCUUCGUAAAGCAGAUGCUCCAGGGGAUAUAUUUCUGCCACGAGAGGAGAAUUAUCCAUAGGGAUCUGAAGCCACAGAAUUUGUUGGUACUUAUAAUAGAAGCAGAGUAUUUUUUAACACUCACUCCAUGGCUUGGCUUUUGGUUUUUACCUUAGAAAAGGUCUGCAUGUUGCAAUCACAUGCGUGCGAAAAAACCAGAACGGUUGUAUGUGUUUUUGAAACUAGUGGCUGGCCUUCGAUGCCGCAGAACAGAGUAAUGAUUUCGGAUUUUGAUUUCGGAUUUUGGUUUCGGAUUUUCGAACAGCUGCUGCCAUUUUGAUUUCGGAUUUUGUCUUCAUCACUAUCCACCAGGUGACAGACAGCGGCCGGCUGAAACUAGCGGAUUUCGGUUUAGCGAGGACAUACUCAGUCCCAAUGCCGAAGUACACGCAUGAAGUAGUCACCGUGUGGUACCGGUCAUUAUGAGGAGAAUACGAGGCGUGGAAAUCUGAGCGGAAAAAUAGAAAUACAUCUUUAGUUUACUAGUUGACUUGACUACAUGUUUAAUACUUUAGUUUACUAGAAGUUGACUUGACCACUUUGUUGAUUGCCGCGACCACUUUCUUGCCAUGCCUUGACUCCGUCGGAAAUGAUAGUAAGAUCCCCUAGAGCAGCUCCUCUUAAGCAUUCCUAGUGGUACCCCUCUAACGUCGCCAGAGAUCCUGUUAGGACAGGAGCUCUACGCCUUACCAGUCGACAUAUGGAGUUGCGGCUGCAUAUUCGCGGAAAUGGGUAGUGGACAGCCUCUUUUUUUAAGGCUUAGACCCUUAAUCUCACUCAAAGGGUUAUCAUUUAUCUCACUUCGUGAGGCAUCCUGAAGACUUUUUCACUCAUUGAGCCUCUUUCUUCACUCAUUUAUCACUCACAUCACUGAAGAAGAGGCUUCCUGUUCCUGUAUGCAAGGGGAUGUUGAAAAAGCGGCCUCAAUAUUGGCCUAUCCAUCUUUGGCCAUAAGGGUGAGUUCUAAUUUUUGCGGGAGAUAGCGAGAUAGAUACGAUAUUCAAGAUCUUCCAGAAACUCGGGACGCCAUCAGAGGAGGACUGGAACACGCUCUAUGAGUUGCCAGAUAUGAAGCAUACAUUUCCGAAGUGGAAGAAGAAACCGUACUACUUACUACUUACUUUUGAUUACUAUACUACUACUUACAACUUACUUUUGAUUAUUACUUACUACUUCCUUUUGAUUACUACUUACUACUUACUUUUGAUUACUACUUACUACUUACUAAUUACCGUGUAGUUUUGAUUAUUUGUCAGACGAGGAGUUUUGGAUUUUGAUGGUAGGAUGAUGAAGAUCUAUUUAUUAUCAAUUGAUUGUGAUCAUCUAUUAUCGGCACCAAACGCUUUUAUCACAUCGUACGGAUAAUUUCGAUGUUUCUUCAAUACAAGCACCCGCUCAUGAACCCUCAGAUGGACAAAAAUCCGCGACCUCGAGAACACUCUAGGCCUAGAGGCUUGCGAUUUGCUAGAGCAAAUCAUGAAAUACGACCCAAUGCGACGACUUAGCGCGAAGCUGUGUCUACGACAUUCCUAUUUUGGUGGGAACUAGGAGGCAGUGGGAACUGGUGGUAGACGUUUUAGCGUAGUGGCUGUCAUGCUUGAGCCCCGUGCAGGCGCAUCCGCGUACGAUACAGCAGCUAUGAAUGGGCACCACCGGAAACUACGCUUUGUUUUCUUACCGUUUAGGCUUAGUUGCGUACAAGUCAGAAUUCUGCUAAAACAAGUAUUACGUUAUCAUUUUUACAUUUAGGUACUCACAACUAGAGCAGGAGUUCAACAAGACCAGUCAUCAAAGGUUUACGAUCAACAGUCAACAACAAGUACCAAGAAGUACAACAACAAGUGGAUAGAUGAAUAUUUGCUUCGUCCAUUGUUCAAGAGUUAUUGGAGUUUUUCCUUAUAGUCACACUUAUAGUUGUGACCUUAGCAUCAAUGUUUCUCUUGUCCUAUCAGCACUAAUGAAGAAGACGAUGUCGUAUUCUUCAUUUAGUUACAGUCAUCUUUUUCUCUUUCGGAAUCGGACUCAGGUUUUUUUUACAAGGCUGCUUGCUUCUACCAGCAGGAGGGAUCGCGCCUCUCAGUAUCCGUGAUUGAGUCGUGUGACGCGCUCGAUGGCUGCGUUGAAGCAGUCAUAGAGUAAUGAAAUACCUAUCAGCUGCGAUAUUAGAGUCUAAUGAAGUAACAACUAUGUAUAAUCAUGCUAUUCUGCCAUCUAGGACAGCACGUAUUAUACAUUGCGGCUGAGAUUAGUAGUGCGACUACUAUGGUGAAACAGUGUUCUUCAGUUGUAUGACUACUUACUGGUGAAGUUGUUACUGUCAAAGUUUCUUGUCUUCGAUGUGAGACUCUUUGGCGACAUUGUCAUUUUUGUACUCGAAAACUGAAAAUAACCGAGUUGCUGACUGAAAUAAGGGAGGUAGCUUUGACAGGGCUACUCUUCGUUGUUCAGUAUCUCGCUUCUUUUAAGUAGUUACGACAAGAGACGCUAGGAGUAGGACAAGAAACUAGAAGAAAACUACAAAGUAUCGAUUAUGGUACUCACCUAAUACGAAAGUUAGUUGACCACGAAGGAGCGCACAAAGUCAUGUGCGCAUUUUUGUUGAUAAAAGUUUGUUAGUAUUCCUAUGGCGCUCGCUUCUUGGAUUGAUGUUGCAGUCCUAUGCUAACCCUAAGCCCUAACGCCUAGAAUCCAUCAAAUUCGCUUUCAUCCUGACAGACUUCUGCUAGUCCUCGUCUUAUGUCUCUGAAUAUAGUACUUAUAUUUUUCUUCUUCAUCUGGAAAAGCAAACUCUAAAAACAGUUUGCUUUUCCAUGUAUGACUGCCUAGUCAGCACUUUUAACUUUCUUUGUUCUGUGGAAUCGUCUCGCAACUUCUAUAGAAGAGCAGCAAGAUAAAGAGUUAUCGAUGUAGGAGGACACUCUUCUAGUUGUCGCGCUGCCUAGAAGAAGGCACCAUCAAAUUUGUGUGAUGACAACCUGCAAAAGACUGCUAACUGCACUUCGCAUUUUUUGACAACAUCACUAGUAUAGUUACAGUUGGAAAAUUAUA
Amoebophrya sp. A25 is the source of this 4572-nucleotide messenger RNA. The record is from the annotation of a GenBank genome assembly. Lineage: Eukaryota; Dinophyceae; Syndiniales; Amoebophryaceae.